AUGACCGCUGCAGGAGUUGUCAGCAGCACAGCAUUACGCAUUGUCCAUCGUACAUGGAUUGACUAUUGGGAACGUUCACCGCACUACCCAGCCACCCCACACACUUCAAGCUGGCACAUAGAUCCCCGAUCCGUCAGAGUCGGAGGGAUGAUGAUGAUAUGGUCCAAUCAACUCAAAGUAUUAUGUGUUGAUGCAUUAAUGCAGCUAGUUUGUGUUACUCGAUUCCACGAGGUCGAUGCGUGCGGAGUCUGGGAUUCAAGUUUGAUUAUUACGGGACGUUUUUGCAAUGCAUUUGAUUAUUACGUGCAGAGAGUUUGGCUUGUCGGGACGUUUUUACAAUAUAACCGAUUAUUACGUGCUGAGAGUUUGGCUUGUCGGGGAUUCGCAUUUUCGAGAUCAACUCGUUUUACAUUUCCAUUUCCAUUUCCAUUUCCUGACACCCUACAAAUACCAAUAAUGAGCUCACUGUGGUCCCGUCUCAACAUCCUAUCGGCUGAUUAUCCAAAACAGUCUUGCCGUAGUGUGCAAAACACUAUUCUCCAACCAACCAAUGCUUGUGAAAAUGCACCACACCUUGCCGAAGCAAGCAUGAAUCCAGAAAGUUCAAAUCAGGAAAACAUAUAUACUGAUAUGUAUACAUCCAGUGCAAUCAGUACAAUCAAUGAUCCAAGAAUCCCUGCUUCACCAAUCUCAUCCUUGAUUGCGGCAGCCAGAAUAUUGCAAUUUGAAAAACAGCGUGACGCUCCAGAAUCAGUUACAUCACAUACAACACACACACCAGAAUCAGCUGUGAAUAAUCAUUCAGUUGAACCUAUCGAAUCCUAUAGUGACGUCCACAAAUCUAUGCUGUCAUACAGCUAUGCGAAACGAGCUUUAGCGUGUGACAAAGAGUUUUUUGAAACUCGGUAUAAAGCUGAUCAGAUGAUGUACACAAGGAGUAAGCUUCCCGAUGAGGUUGAUAGAUUGAGAGUAUGUCAGCCUAUGUCAUCACUCAGCAAUUCUAUCCGUCACCGGGAGCACUUCCGGUACCGAGGGUAUGUUAGAAAACUACCCCUAGGUCGCCGCCUGAUCAACAUGCUGGUGCUCAAAAGCUCCAUAAAUGUUGUCAACUCGGUGAGGCAGAGCCGCAGGUCUGAGGUUUUGGUUGACAUAACCGAGCCAACUUCAGACUGCUCUGAGAUCCCCAUGGAUGUUGAAAUUCCCAUGGGUGAUGCCGAGGAUCCCGUGGGUGUCGAGGAUCUGCCAGCACCUACAUUCCCAGGUAUUGAGGUUGACUUCAUGCCGGGAGUGCGCAUCCUGGUGGAUACUGUCAAAGUUCCACGCCUUGCUGAGACUCUUCAGCAUCUUUCCCAAACCGGGGCUGGGUUUGGAAAGAUCCUGGAGAGUCUGAUUGCUGCAUAUGAAGAUGGAUAUCAUAUGCAGCAACAGCAAGGAUCCCAGGAUGCUGGCAGUUCCGAGUCUUUUUUGGCUGAGCGACCAAAAAAGACGGUCCGAUUCGCUCUGGAUGACGCUCCAUCCAAACCACUAGAUACUACAAAUGCGUGUGAUCCGGUAAAGGACACACUGGCAGGAGUGGAGCAGCCAAGCGUCAAGUCCAAGUCCAAGGCUGGAAAAAAAAUGCCCAAACUUGCAAAGCAGACCGAGCUGAAAAAGGCUCGUGGGUCUGUCAAGCGGGUCAAGCCGGAGCAGGUCUCCAAGUUGGUCAAGCAGACCAAACCAAAAAAUACUUGGUCUGCUAAAGUAGCACCAACCUUGCAAGACGUUGCAAAGUUGGAGUUACUUAACCAACAGCGAGACCUGCGAGCGGCGCGGCGGCGCAACACGAGCAGUGCUCCUGUCAUUGAUACUUGUAUCAAGGAGCGAUCUUCCAGAAAACGGAAGAUCAACUGCGAGGUUGACGCAGAUCAACCCCAUCCUCCGCGAAAUCCAAAGCGGAGAUGGAUGAUCUAA
Messenger RNA from Batrachochytrium dendrobatidis JAM81, 1950 nucleotides. RefSeq lists its product as uncharacterized. The coding region runs from base 1 to 1950 and encodes 649 amino acids. NCBI's taxonomy places the organism in Eukaryota, Fungi, Chytridiomycota, Chytridiomycetes, Rhizophydiales. The transcript is spliced from 9 exons. The record is from RefSeq and is a predicted model, not a curated record.